CACCUGCGUGAAGUGUGUCCCAUUUUUCCCUCCGGUGUAAGACAGUGAAAAAUGAGUUUGGUUGUUAUCGUACUCGAUGUCGAUUGCAAGUUGUGAUAAUGCAACUUUAUUCAAUUCAUUUCUCCGUCAUGACGAUGUUUCUAAACUACGAAAUAAACGCCUAAAGUCCACCAGCAGGCCUGUUCUUUGCAAGCAGCCCCAUUGUGUCGACAAGAUGAGCAGCAUGAUGCGGCCGCUCAUCAUCUUUUCUCUGCUGCUUGCUGGGGUCGUCGACGCCGUGCAGCAGUCUGUGGCGAUCGAAAACGACGCGGAAAUGUACAGUGCGGAGCCCUCGCCCUCGGAUCCCUUUUUCGAGGGCGGGGCGGUGAACGCCGAAAAAGAACGUACUUCGACUUUACCCUGCUGGUCUUGAAUUUUGCAAAAACAAAAAAAGUUCCUUCUGGUUUGGCUUUUGCGAGUCCCACCUACCACAUAGGAAUUUUGAUGUCACCUGGAUUUGAUAUCGAAGAUCCGUUUUCCACCAUAACGAGAUCGAGCCGCACACAAACCAUCAACCUACCUAGGUACACCAGCGGCAGCCUCAGGGAAAACCUCCCGGCCGUCUGCGUUCACGGAAACCUCCGCCAUGGCUCGUCUGCAGAAAUUGUUCACUUCAGCCAAGAGUCGCGUCCACCAGGUAAAGGAGGCGCAGAAGAUCGCAAGCGUAUGCAGUGCAAAACAACAAGUAUCGUGCUCGUUCUCGUACCAACUAUUGCAGGAAUGCAUGACGAACAAGACAAAAUGUUUUGCGAAGCUGAGUCAGCAUUUAAUGCUGACUCAGCUUCGCAAAGCGCUUUUCCUUGUCGAGUUGGCAAAAUUUGUCAUGCGGUUUUAACCAGUAGCCCUGCCUAAGUUACAUUCGUCUUGUUGCUUGGCAAUGCAUAAACCGCUUCCCAGCAGCAUUUCAAAACGCUCGUACUCGACCUCGCACUGGACUACAACGUCAGGCCGAUGACCGUUUUAUACGCCGCGCGGUUUCUAUGUGCUGCAAUUGUGGUCCCGCUCCCACCCACUCCACAUACAUACAAACUUGUCGUGCAAUAAAGAAACACCAACGACACUUGAUGAGCAACAGAGUUAUUCGAUAUUCCACCACUUGCAGCUGCACAACUUUGCUGGUUUCGAUGAACCACUAUUGAAAGAAUGUCUCGCAUGACAAGAUGGAGCAGGUAGCGGCACAAAAAUGUUUCUAUUGCAUACUUCAGCUCUUUGGACACGGACGGCAAUGACGUCCUCGAAGGGGCAGAAUUCGGCACGUGCCCGCUGUCCGCGGAUCUGAAUGAGGACAAGAAAUUGGACUUCCCCGAGUACGACCAGCAUUGCAGCAGUCAGCAACAGAACGCAGACAGUGCCGCCUCUGCCAGCAGCUCGUCGUUUACCGAAAUAACGCAUGUCGAAGCUGGCGAUAUGACAAGUGGCAGAGCAGGAGCGUCCCCGACACCGGUGACAGAAGUGGAAGCCACGGAUGUUCUUGACGAGGCGGCCUUUCUGGAGAAGAGCAGGGGGAGCGAGUCGCGGUCGUCGUUUUGUUGUAGCAGCAGCGAAGCGCCGCGGUCUGCAAGCAGGUACACGAUAGAAGCUUGCUCUGGCUUCCUCUAUGCUCCUGCACAUAUUAGUGCCAAGACCGAGAUAGAGUCAACUUAUUGCGACGAUUCAUCGCUUUCGAAGCAACUGCUAGAUGUCAGGAGUCUUCGUUACGAUGACAAGAAUAAGAAACAUCACGAUCACCAUCUUCAUCAGGCCCGGCCCCGACCCUGGCGCCGAGGAGUUCGUCGUCCUCCCAGGAAGGCAGGAGUACGAGGCGAUUUUGAAAGCUAGUAACCCAGAGCAAAAAAAGGAGUACUUUUUUUGGAUUCCGAACUAUACAUAGUUUGCUGCACAUAUAUUAUAUUUCUUCGUAGGUAGCCGUUCACUUCAGGUUCUUCAUCGUGUUUAUUAGACCACUAACUUCUAACGUUAUGCUUUUGCAGUGCAGUUUAUUUUUCUGCGUCUCGGAGGAGAUGGAGAAAUCUGCGCGAAACGAGCAGGGCUUAGCGAGCCAGUAGUUAAUAUGAAUAUCAUCGGUCAUGUGUAUGCAUCGCUGCUCGUGCACGUGCAGGAGCACGAAGACGAAUUUAUUUGCAAGCGGGACCAGCGCCAGCGCAGGACAAAUAACGUAAUUACAGGCCACCUCUCGUUCGAGACAUUAUCUCCCUUAUCAUCACUGCUGUUUGUUGUACUUCUGACAUCACAGGGAGGAGAAAAGAAGAAAACAGGCGGACCAGGCGCGGCGCACGAACACUUGGGGCCUGAUUAGCCUCUGAUCGCGAUACCAUUUUGCAGCGGGAGGACCUGGCUGGGACGAACAUGUAGGACAACCACAAUCAGAGUCCCCGGAUCCUGGUGUAGGACAACCGCAACCAGAAUUACCCGAUGGUGGUCGAGGAUAUGAGGAGGGCGUUUGGUUUGACGUCUAUCACGAAGGGCUACCAGCAUGCGGAGGACUAUGAACGACAUGCACGUGCAGGACGAGUAAAAAUAGAAGAGAGUCCACUCUCUCAAGAUGAUGAUGGUGCCACAUCAGACCGGAAGCACACUCCCGCUUCCGACAUGAGAGACCGGAAAACUAUGAAACUCCAGAAUAUGAAUAGCACUCCUCAACAUGCAGAUGUAGACGAUGCACCGUCGCCGGAAGCUGUUUUAGAUGUUCCCUCUGUGGAGGAGCUUAUAGAAUAAAAGUUGAGGAUUUUUUAGGAGUGUAGUCGGUGAAAAAAAACUACGUGCCGCCAAGAAAGACUCCGCACGAAGUUGUCGAAAGCAGUUUGCGCAACACCUACGGUUUCGUGUGGUGAACAUUUUUGCUCGAUGACAAGACGCAGCACAAUGUCGACAUGCUUAAACGACAAAUCAAGAUCA
Molecule: messenger RNA, 2934 nt
Organism: Amoebophrya sp. A120
Lineage: Eukaryota; Dinophyceae; Syndiniales; Amoebophryaceae
Source: the annotation of a GenBank genome assembly